Thermothielavioides terrestris NRRL 8126 is the source of this 1728-nucleotide messenger RNA. RefSeq lists its product as uncharacterized. Gene Ontology annotation, biological process: transmembrane transport. Gene Ontology annotation, molecular function: transmembrane transporter activity. The record is from RefSeq and is a predicted model, not a curated record. Gene Ontology annotation, cellular component: membrane. The transcript is spliced from 4 exons. The coding region runs from base 110 to 1621 and encodes 503 amino acids. Lineage: Eukaryota; Fungi; Ascomycota; Sordariomycetes; Sordariales; Chaetomiaceae.
UCCCCGCUGUCCCGGCCAAAGCUCCUCAUCCCGCCCCUCGUUUUCCCGCGGCAGCAACAUCGUAUCCCACUCGGUAUCCUCGAGAAGACCCGGGUAGGCAUCCGACGCAAUGGACGGCGAAAAGGAGAUUGCCCAUCAGGUGGAGCAAUCCCAGAUCAACACGUCGUCCAAGGAUGGCGAGCUGUCGGACGCCAGCGUGCCCGGCUCCUCGGAGCUCGAGUGGUCUGAUGAGGAAGAGAGGGCGAUCCGGCGCAAGAUUGACUGGCACACGGUGCCGCUGGUGACGCUGCUGUACAUGCUCACCUUCCUCGACCGCAUCAACAUCGGCAACGCGCGCAUCCAGGGCCUGGCCGCCGACCUCGACAUGCUCGUCGGCGUGCGCUUCAACUGGGCGCUCUCCAUCUUCUACAUCGUCUACCUGCUCGUCGAGGUGCCCAGCAACAUCCUGCUCAAGCGCAUCGGCGGCCGCUUCUACCUGCCGCUGCUCGUCUGCGGCUUCGGGCUCGUGUCGCUGUGCACCGCCUUCGUGCGCAACUUCCAGGGCCUGAUGGUCGCGCGCGUCUUCCUGGGCAUCUUCGAGGGCGGCGCCAUGCCGGGCAUGGCCUUCUACCUCAGCUGCUUCUACAAGCGCAACGAGCUGCUGUUCCGCAUGGGCAUCUACGUCUCGGCCGCGUCCAUCGCCGGCGCGUUCGGCGGCCUGCUGGCCACCGGCCUGUCGCGGGUGCCCGAGUGGGGGGCGGCGUCGGCGCGCAUCCACACGUGGCGCAACAUCUUCUUCUUCGAGGGCCUCGUCACCAUGCUCGUCGGCCUGGCGGCGCCCGUGUGGCUGCCGACGACGCCGGCGGACGCCUACUUCCUAACGCCGCGCCAGCGGCGCAUCGCCGCCGAGCGCCUCGCCCGCGAGCACAAGGCCGACCCGGCCGAGAAGGUCACCUGGGAGGACGUGCGGCGGGGCAUCUUCUGCAUCCACAACUACACGUGUGCGCUCGGCUUCUUCCUCAUCAACAUCACCGUGCAGGGCCUGUCGGUGUUCAUGCCCACCAUCCUCAACGACCUCGGCUGGACCAACACCGACGCGCAGCUCUACUCGGUGCCGCCCUACGUGGCCGCGUGCCUGGUGGCCAUCGCCGUGGCCUACCUCAGCGACAAGACGCACCAGCGCGGCGUCUGGCUGGCCGCCUUUUCGUGCCUGGCCAUCGUGGGCUUCGCCAUCCUACGAUGGGUCGAGAGGCCCAACCUCCGCUACAUGGCCGUGUACUUUGUCACCGUGGGCGCCUUUCCCGGCGGGCCGGGCUUCCUCAGCUGGGCCAUGAACAAUUCAGCCGGCCCCGCCGUCCGCGCGGUAACCUCGGGCUAUGUGGUAACACUGGGCACCAUCGGCGGCAUCGUGGCGACAUGGACCUACGUGCAGGGCGACGCGCCCAAGUACUACACGGGCCACACGAUCAACCUGGGCGGGCAGAUCGCCGUCGUCGCGCUGACGCUGUUCGGCAUCCUGUACUGCGCGCACGAGAACCGCGCGCGCGCCGCCGGCAGGCGCGACCACCGCCUCGACGGCCUGUCCGAGCGGGAGCAGCAGCGGCUCGGGAGCAGGCACCCGGUGUUUCGGUACUGGAUUUGAUGUUUCCGUGUUGGAACUCUUCUGUCUGAUUUGGGGGUUGUGGGAAGAAAGGUUAAGCGGGUCCAGUGCUAUUGUCGGCUGGUUGCCUCUUUGCCAGGGUUUCAAAG